AUGACAACGUCGAAGGCACUCGGCAAGCGUCCGGUGUCGCAGCGGCCGUCGGCGUUUGACGUCCUGCUCAACCGCGCGCGCUCACACCUGGAGUGCUGCCCCGGGGGCGUGGCUGCCGCGCCGCCCUUCGCGGCGGCUGCCGCCGCAUCGCAAAACAGCGCCGCCUCCUCAGUGGCGUCCGAGGUCGCGUGCCCCUCGUGCGGUUCCUACUUUCCGACCGAGGCCGCCGUCUUUGCGCACCUCGAUGAGCGCGAGGUGUGCGGGGAGAGCGAGGGGCCGGCCUCGGGCGGCGACGCCGUCGCCCUCUCGCAGCCGCCGACGCAGCUCGCGCCGAAGAGCAUCGAAGCCCUCGCCGCCGAGCUCCGCUGCACCGUCUGUAUGGACAUCUUCGACGAGCCGACCUUCCUGCCGUGCGGCCACAACUUUUGCCUCGCCUGCAUCACCGAUUGCUUCCGCAUCAUGUCGCAGAUGUGCUGCCCGCUCUGCAAGGCGCCCACGUGGCGGAGGCAGGUCACGGCAAACCACUCGCUCGCGAGCAUCGUGGCCGCCUACCGGGCGAUCGCAGACGCCCAUCAAAGCUAG
Molecule: messenger RNA, 582 nt
Organism: Emiliania huxleyi CCMP1516
Lineage: Eukaryota; Haptophyta; Isochrysidales; Noelaerhabdaceae
Exons: 3
Coding region: 1-582 (193 amino acids)
Biological process (GO): double-strand break repair via homologous recombination; negative regulation of fatty acid biosynthetic process; positive regulation of transcription by RNA polymerase II
Cellular component (GO): BRCA1-A complex; BRCA1-BARD1 complex; plasma membrane
Molecular function (GO): ubiquitin-protein transferase activity
Source: RefSeq, a predicted model, not a curated record